This is a messenger RNA of Balaenoptera ricei (Rice's whale), 3131 nucleotides long. It is a transcript of the gene SLC22A15, whose product is annotated as solute carrier family 22 member 15. Gene Ontology annotation, biological process: transmembrane transport. The transcript has 12 exons. Gene Ontology annotation, molecular function: transmembrane transporter activity. The record is from RefSeq and is a predicted model, not a curated record. Lineage: Eukaryota; Metazoa; Chordata; Mammalia; Artiodactyla; Balaenopteridae. Gene Ontology annotation, cellular component: membrane. Bases 1 to 1644 code for a protein of 547 amino acids.
AUGGAGGUAGAGGAGGCGUUCCAGGCGGUGGGCGAGAUGGGCAUCUACCAGAUGUACCUGUGCUUCCUGCUGGCGGUGUUGCUGCAGCUCUACGUGGCCACGGAGGCCAUCCUCAUUGCGCUGGUCGGGGCCACACCGUCGUACCACUGGGACCUGGCGGAGCUCCUGCCGAACCAGAGCCACAGCAACCGGUCGGCUGGUGAGGACCAGGCGCUCGGGGCCUGGCUCCUGACGGCCAACGGCAGCGAGAUGCACAAGCACGUGCACUUCAGCAGCAGCUUCACCUCCAUCGCCUCCGAGUGGUUUUUAAUUGCCAACAGAUCUUACAAAGUGAGUGCAGCAAGCUCUUUUUUCUUCAGUGGUGUGUUUGUGGGAGUUAUCUCUUUUGGUCAGCUCUCAGAUCGGUUCGGAAGGAAAAAAGUCUAUCUCACAGGUUUUGCCCUUGACAUCUUAUUUGCUAUUGCAAAUGGAUUUUCCCCCUCGUAUGAGUUCUUUGCAAUGACUCGCUUCCUGGUGGGCGUGAUGAAUGGAGGGAUGUCCCUGGUGGCCUUUGUCCUGCUGAACGAAUGUGUGGGCACCGCCUACUGGGCACUCGCAGGGUCGAUCGGUGGCCUCUUCUUCGCAGUCGGCAUUGUCCAGUAUGCCCUGUUGGGAUACUUCAUCCGCUCCUGGAGAACCCUCGCCAUUCUGGUUAACCUGCAGGGAACAGUGGUCUUUCUCUUAUCUUUAUUCAUUCCUGAAUCACCUCGUUGGUUAUACUCCCAGGGUCGACUGCGUGAGGCUGAAGCCGCCCUGCACCUCAUCGCCAAGAGGAACCGCCAGCUCAAGUGUACCUUCUCACUAACACACCCGGCCAACAGGAGCUGCAAGGAGACGGGAAGUUUCCUGGACCUGUUCCGCUACCGGGUCCUCUUGGGGCAUACUCUGACCCUGAUGUUCAUCUGGUUUGUGUGCAGCUUGGUGUAUUACGGCCUAACUCUGAGUGCAGGUGAUCUAGGUGGAAAUAUUUAUGCCAACUUGGCCCUGUCUGGCCUCAUAGAGAUUCCAUCUUACCCUAUCUGCAUCUACUUGAUUAACCAAAAAUGGUUUGGUCGGAAGCGGACAUUAGCAGCAUUUCUGUGCCUAGGAGGACUGGCUUGUCUUAUUGUCAUGUUUCUUCCAGAAAAGAAAGACACAGGUGUGUUCGCAGUGGUGAACAGCCGCUCCUUGUCCCUGCUGGGGAAGCUGACCAUCAGCGCUGCCUUCAAUGUCGUGUAUAUCUACACCUCGGAGCUGUACCCCACGGUCAUCAGGAAUGUUGGGCUUGGAACUUGUUCCAUGUUCUCCAGAGUUGGUGGGAUUAUUGCUCCCUUCAUCCCCUCACUGAAGUACGUGCAGUGGUCUUUACCCUUCAUUGUCUUUGGAGCCACGGGGCUGACCUCAGGCCUCCUGAGUUUAUUAUUGCCAGAAACCCUUAACAGUCCAUUGCUAGAGACGUUUUCUGACCUUCAGGUGUACUCAUAUCGGAGGCUGGGGGAGGAGACGUUAUCUUUACAGACCUUGGAUCCCCCUAAGUCUGUGGACAAGGAGAGCCCUUUAGGGAGUGAGAGUGAGGAAGAGGAAGAGUUUUAUGAUGCGGAUGAAGAGACACAGAUGAUCAAGUGACGUGCCCCAGAUUCCUCCUCAGACGCAGAGGGUCAUCUUCUCUGCCUCCAACGAGGGCAGGUUCUCCCAGGAAACUGAAGGGAGCUGUGGAAAGAUAGGCUUGAACAAACAUCGAAGGUACUCAGUGUGGCCUGGUGUUUUUUAGGCACCAAGGAAGUUGGAGAAGAGAUUUCAAGAAACAGGACAUCACUGCAUCAAGUGAAUAGUUGUUAACUGCCCGCAAUUCGGGUUUUGCUCAAAAUCAUGACCUCUGGCCAGAUUGCUGGAAGUCCACAUGCCAGAGUGGUAAGCUCAUUUGUUUCUAGAAGUUUGAUUACAUUGCCUUUCAACUUCAUUGUGACCUAAAGGCAAAUAUGUAAAAUUUCUUCUCACCAUUAACACGUAAUCUGUCCACCAAAUUUGACAUCUGCCUCUCUCAGUUGCUCCUCACCAGGAAUCUCUUGAGGCAGGUUGGUGUUAGCAUUUCAUUCAUUUUUUGUGCCAGAAGAAAAGCACUGAGAGGUCAUUUGUGUGGCCUGAGGCCCUCCACCUUCAUCCCAACGGAUGAAAUUUGGGCCCCCAGCUUGGUUCCUGGCCCAGUGAUUGGCUUGAGCUCCCUGUCCUGUGCUUUCAGUCAGUCCCACGGAUGACCCGCUAGGAAAAGCCAGCUGCACCAGAGUAAUGUUCAGAGUCCGAGGUGUGGCUUCCUCUCCCUGGCAGCUCCCUUUGAUACUCGAAUUGUGUAAUUUCUUCAGUUCCCACUUGUGUGCGCCUGGAGAAAAAUUUCCAUCUCAGAUUCUAGUACCAGCAAUAACUUCCAAACCAUGCCCAGUAAAUGACGAAGUUUUAUAAAGGGGGAGGGCAGUUAAAAAGUGACAUGUCAGGGCUUCCCUGGUGGCGCAGUGGUUGAGAGUCCGCUUGCCGAUGCAGGGGACACGGGUUCGAGCCCUGGUCUGGGAGGAUCCCACAUGCCGCGGAGCGACUGGGCCCGUGAGCCAUGACUACUGAGCCUGCGCGUCUGGAGCCUGUGCUCCGCAACAAGAGAGGCCGCGAUGGUGAGAGGCCCGCGCACCGCGAUGAAGAGUGGCCCCCGCUUGCCGCGACUAGAGAGAGCCCUCGCACAGAAGCAGGGACCCAACACAGCCAAAGAUAGAUAAAUAAAUUAAUUAAUUUAAAAAAAGAAUAUGUACUUAAAAAAAAAUUUAAAAAAAAAAGUGACAUGUCAAGACUUUGGAUGUUAAAAAGGAAAAAAAAAAGUGGAUGUUAAAAAAGGAAAAAAAAAGUGCUGUUUUUAAUAAGGAAGAAAAGAAAAUUAUCUCACAAUUUUCUGUUUGUUUUCAGUGUUGUGCAAGGAGGGACUUGGGCAACAUUUAAGAACUUGAACUCUUCUAGUCCUAGAUCAGCUCCAGCCUGUUUGGUUAGCUAGAAUGGAAGGCACAGUAAUUUCUUAGUAAAUGUUGGUUUUCAUUAAGUACUGCCAGCUUUCAAAUAAAUCAAAGUCGUACUCA